CGUAUGAAUAAUUGUGUACGGAGUGAAUGAAUCGAUGCGGCGGCGGCGCGGGCGAUGCGGGGCGCGGGCGGCGCGGGGGCGGCCGCUGCGUGGAGGGGUGCGCCGCGGCGCGCCAGUCUCGUGCCGGUAGUCGGUAGUGCAGCCGAGCGACUCCGGGAGCCGUCCCCGCCGCGUCGUCGCUCGCUCGUAGUCGUAGUGCGCCGCCCGGCCCGCCCCGCGCCGUCGGCGACCGAGUCCAUGGAAACCCAGAAUCAGGAUGUGGCCAGAAGCCCCGCUGAGGUGCCCAACGACCCGGGGAAGAUGUUCGUCGGAGGCCUCAGCUGGCAGACUAGUCCAGAAAGUCUCCGAGACUACUUUAGCAAAUUCGGCGAAAUCACAGAAGUUAUGGUUAUGAAAGAUCCCACAACGAGGCGGUCGAGGGGCUUUGGUUUCAUCACAUUCGGCGACCCAGCUAGCGUAGACAAAGUAUUAGCUCAAGCAACCCACGAAUUAGAUGGCAAAAAGAUUGACCCCAAAGUGGCCUUCCCCAGGAGAGCACACCCAAAGAUGGUCACCAGGACAAAGAAGAUUUUCGUAGGAGGGCUAUCGGCACCCACAACGCUUGAAGACGUAAAGAAUUACUUCGAACAAUUCGGACCGAUCGAGGACGCCAUGCUAAUGUUCGACAAACAAACCAAUAGGCACAGAGGUUUUGGCUUCGUCACGUUUCAAAGUGAAGACAUAGUAGAUAAAGUGUGCGAAAUACAUUUUCACGAAAUCAACAACAAAAUGGUGGAAUGCAAAAAAGCACAACCGAAAGAAGUCAUGCUCCCAGCAAACUUGGCCAAGACGAGAGCCGCAGGGCGCGGCGCGUACGAUUUCAUGUGGUCAUUGGGUGCUCUUCCUGACGGGUUUCCAGCAGCGUACGCCGCCUACGCGGCAGGACGUAGCUAUUCGGGCUAUCCUAGCUUCGGGCUGCCAUACCCUGCAGUUGACCUGACCAACGGCCAACUGACACCGAACAACAACACACCGCUGUUGGCGCAGGCGCUCUCAGUGAUGAACAAUUACCAAGCAGCAGCGGCCGGGUUCGGGCCGCCGGCGUCGCCGCACGCCGCUGGCGGACGGGCGGGAUUCCCAGCGGCCAGCUCGCCGGGACCAGCGCUCGACGUGUAUGGCUCGGCUGCUGACAGCGUCGGCUACGUGCAAGCCGCAAGCCCGCAACCCUCUGGAUUCCCGGCGAUCGCCGUCAGCCGUGCGCCUCUUAAUUACACCCCAGGACCCCUGAUUCCUGCGGCGUUUACCAACGGUUAUCAUUGAAAGUGUUAUAGCACAAAUAUUUUACGUGGCGAGCGGUGUGGCGGCGCCUAGCGCGCCGACUGGAGGCGCCGCGUGCGCCGCGCCGGCCCGCCGCCCGCUGCCCCCCGCGCACCUCCCGCCCCGCGCCACCGACGGACAACAUCACCAGCCGUCUGCCGCGCCGUCUCACCUUCCCUCAGAUCCCAAUCUCUCCUCAUCCUCACAUCUCCUCCUCCUCCUCAUCCCCCCCACACUCACCACACUCUCCCCCCACCGACCCGGUCUUGUGACCUCGUCUAUUGUAAAUAACGAUAAUCUACUUUUUGUCGUAUGAACGAGAGAUAGUCUAUCGAUUGAACAGGUAUUUUUUCAAAUUUUUCUCGCUUUCGACUGUACCGUAGAUGUGUUGUCAGAGUAAUAAACGAUUUAAACUACAAAAAAAAAAUACAUUUCAUAAUUAUAUAAAGUGCAUCUAGACGAUUUAAUUGCAGGGAGGUAUAUCUUAAAUAUUUUAUUAUUCAUAGUUGAAUUACAGCGUAAGGUGUAAAUGGUCCGCGACGCGCGGGACUCAGUAGGAAGGUGUAUCUCUGUGCAUUGUACGCGUAUGGUAGGGUGGCGCGCUCUGCGCCGGCGCCGACGCGACACCCGCGCGCCUCCCCGCUCGUCCACCUACACAUAUUUUAUUCUAUCUAUUUUUAAUAUUAAUGUCAAAUAUUAACAUAAUUAUUAUACUACUAUAAUUAUAUUACGCAUAUUUUACCUAUGAAUGUAAUUAUUUUCGCCUAAUUCGAAUUGUAUAAAAUCACCUCUUUGAACGGCUGUUCUGUUUCAGUAGCGAUCAAGUUUCUCGAUUACUUCCGUGUAAGACUACGUUAGUUACGCGUAUACAUACUUUCUAAUAUUAUGUAUUAUGAUAUAAAAUUUUAUCCUAAGGAUAAUAUGAUCAUAUUUACGAUUCAUAAGGACGUUUGGAAAGCUAAGUCGGUACAUUUCAGAAUAUCUCUCAUCGCGUUAAGAUAAUUCGUUUCUAUCUUGUACCUUUGAACGUAGGUAUUGUAAUUAUAAUAAAUAACAAUUUGUGCAUUACGUAAUAAUAUUUCAUUGUUUCUUACAUUGUAUUUACCGUAAUUUAAGACCACAGUUGAGGACGACAACGCGGCUCCGAUUGCAUUGAGGAGUCACACCGUACUUAGUUGUAUUUAAAAUUUUAAUCAAAUUAAUAAUAACAGUAAAGUUUCGUACAGACGGUAUAGUUACACGACACAAAACAUUUCAAUAAAAUAAAGACAGGGAUAUUAAAAAAUAACAGCCAAAGGCGCAGGUUUGAGGUAAUAGAAUAAAAUAUGAAGUCAAUUCAUUAAUCAUAUUCGUUAGGUACGGGAGACAUAACUGUCGAGCACUCGCCUAGGUCGCAGCAGUAGGACUACGCGGGCUGCGCGCGUAGCAGUGCCGGGCGCACGCUACGGCGUAGCGCCGCGCCUACACGCUGCUAUCGCCCAAACCGCGCAUGCGCUCGCCGCUCGCUAUACAUGCACUCGGUUGCAUUCAUUCGUUAUUUACUAUUAUUAUUACUCAUUACCUACAUCAAUUAAACAUUAAUAUUAUAAAUCUAGGUAUUAAAUUUUAGGUAAUAAUAAUAAACAAUCUUUUAAAGCUAUUAUUAUAUAAAUACGUUAUAAAUAUAAAUGUUUCCUGUUACAAAAAAAAAUAUUGAAAAUGAUACGAAAUAAAUCAAUAUUCUUUUUAAAGGUAAUUUAUUACUUAUGAGUAUGUAGUUAAUUGAAUAAUGGAGUGUUAGAUGGAGUGCGUUCGUCGCCGAGCGGCGCGCUCGCUUCGCGUUUUAGUUCGUUCGUGCCGAAUUCGUUCGCUGAGAUGACGUCACGUGCGGCACGCCCGCGCCUCGGCCGCGCCUCGGCCGCGCCACGCCGCACACACCGCAGGAGACGCGACCGCGAUUAUGUUGUUAAAACGUUAGCUAGGAAAUUGAUAAUGAAAUCGAGAGGUGUGAGUCUUUAGGACGGUCGGAAUAUCGAUAUCAUACCUAACAAAUUAACGUAAUUAUUUGUUUUAUAUUUACGGUGUUAUAGGUAUUUAAGACAUUUUUUCUUAGAAUAUUAAUUAUUACGAUGAGAUGUUAUAAUUGUUAGGCCCGGGCCGGCGGCGGAGCGGCGCGCGCGCACCUCGCCGCCGUCGGCCGUCUCAUUCACUCUCACAUCCUCACUAUAAUUAUAUUUUCUUACCGACCUUUUUAAUGUAGGAGAAGCGCACACGGCCGCUUGUCCCCGUGCGAGUACGAGUACAAACAUACAAACAAACAUAUAGUGAGAGACGUUCGUUUCGCCGCGUUCGUGAGAAGCCAUCGGUUCGCCGCGAUUGCAUCGAGACGUACACAAUGACAAUUAUUGUAUAUACAUAGUUAGCCGCAUGUGUAAAAAGACGUUUAGGUAGACGCCGAAGUGUGGCGUGUAAUUGUAUGCGACAGAUGACGCGUAAGCGCUGACCACCGAGCCGACAAGUGUGGCGCCGCCCUAAUACUGGACCGCGGAUUUUAACACUCUGCAUUAACACCUAUAACUAACCAAUAUGAACAAAAAAAAACACCUAACAUGAAAAAAAAUGAAAUAUCACACAGUUUUCAAAUAUAACACCAAUUUUUCAAAUUACUUUUUUGAGCGAGGGUUUAAAACCGCGUGGUGUAAGGGUGGCGACGCACCGAGUUACCAUCUGGUCGAUAUUAGAUUCAUUCAGCAAUCAGGAUUAGCUGACGGAUGUUAGUUUUUCAUUAUUAUUGUUAAGUUAUAAUGUUUGUGAGUUUCGUUAGUGUCACCUAGGGCUUCUGUGUGCGGGCCAUAUUGUACCGGUGUGUCAUAUCAUAUGUAUUUUAAGUGCGAUAAUGAUUUAUCUGCUUUCAUUUUCUUCAAUUACAUUUGUUUAAAGUUUCGUUACUCUCUUAAUUCUAGCUGCUUAAUUAUUUAGUUUCAAUACGUUCUCAAUACUUUGAAUUAUAUUAUCUAUAGAAUUAUUUGGUAGUUUAUAUGGCCCGUACUUAGGAAGCCACUUCUUUUGAGUGCGGUCGUUUGCGGUGACCGUACGAUCACCUCGCGGUCACGGCGAUGUCACCGCAAACGCCGCACAGUCCCUCUCGCUUGUUCGUAUACGCGGUAGUUGAGUUACUUCAGUCACCAUUUAGACGUGUUCUAUAUCAGAAUAAAGACUACGUAAUAAUAAGCGAGAUCUCAAAUUUAUUUUAAAAUUCGUUAUGUGAUCCUAAUAUUGCGACUUAUCGUAUAUAUAUGUAUGUAAUAAAAUUAAAAAGAUAAUUUAUUAUAUUUUGUAUAACAUUCUACGUUUAUUUACACUCGAUCUACUUUAUAUUAAAGAUAAUAAUUAAUUUUAAUCUAAUAAUGACAGACUGGUAAAGUUCGUAGAGUCGCCGCGGCGGCCAUAGAUCAAGUAGCUUUGCAUAUUCGGCGAUGGCCAACUAAGAGUUUCUUGGACCAAAGGUAUACUAAUUCGCGUAGAACCGGAGGCGCAGUGGCUCCGCACGAACUCCGACCCGAGCCGAGCGGCCGACGGUCAGCCGAGCGGUCAGCCGAGCGGCCGACGGCAGCCGACCCCCGUCCCGCUCCCCGGCUCCCCGCCCCUCCCCCCAGCGCAAUGCCGCCCGCUUGGUUUCGUUCUCGCGGUUACUUCUCGAUUGCGUGCUUCGCGUGCUGACUGAUUUUCUAUAGCAAUAAAAAUCAAUUACCUAAGAUUUUACAUUAAAAUAAAUUUGGAUUAGGAAAGGAGAUAACGAUAGGCGAACGAUCCGCGACUGUCCCGUCGCGGCGUCGGCGCAUUAUUUUCGUCAUUUCUUCGUGUAUAAUAUGUUACAUGAAUCUGUAUACAAUAUGGAUAUAAAUCGUAAUGAUGAAUAAAAUUAGUUUUUACGGCAUCUCUUUAUUAAAAUAAUGAUAAUAUCAAAACGUUUUGUAAAAAGCGGUGGGUAUGUCCGCCGCCCCGAUUUCGUGCACCAAUGCACUUUCUUAUUGGAAUAUUACAUUAUAUAACUUACAUAAUACUAUGAGAUAUAUAAUCAUACAGCCUUUCGGGGCGCGCGUGUAUGGCGAUGUAUGUAUACACAUUGUGCAAUGUACAUAUACCUUAUAUAAUACAAUGAUUUAAGACAAGGUUCACAUCGUGCCGUGUGUAUGUGGUAAUAAAUAUAAUAUGGACAUUGUUCAAACAAUAA
Molecule: messenger RNA, 5509 nt
Organism: Helicoverpa zea (corn earworm)
Lineage: Eukaryota; Metazoa; Arthropoda; Insecta; Lepidoptera; Noctuidae
Gene: Rbp6
Product: RNA-binding protein Musashi homolog Rbp6
Exons: 15
Coding region: 55-1299 (414 amino acids)
Cellular component (GO): cytoplasm
Molecular function (GO): RNA binding
Source: RefSeq, a predicted model, not a curated record